Cyprinus carpio (common carp) is the source of this 1980-nucleotide messenger RNA. RefSeq names its product stromal cell-derived factor 1. Gene Ontology annotation, molecular function: chemokine activity; chemoattractant activity. Gene Ontology annotation, biological process: positive regulation of cell migration; immune response; axon guidance. The record is from RefSeq and is a predicted model, not a curated record. Lineage: Eukaryota; Metazoa; Chordata; Actinopteri; Cypriniformes; Cyprinidae. Gene Ontology annotation, cellular component: extracellular region.
GUCUUAACACUUCGCAGAGCGCUGAGACGCCACACUGAGCUCUGGAAGCUAGCUGUGACGGACAAAAGCCACACACACACACUUGGCAUGGAUAGCAAAGUCCUUGCGCUGGUGGCCCUGCUGACGGUCGUCAUAUGGAGCCCAGAGGCUGAUGCUAAACCCAUCAGUCUGGUGGAGAGAUGUUGGUGCCGGUCCACUCUCAACACCGUCCCGCAGAGGAGCAUCCGUGAGAUUAAGUUCCUCCACACACCCAGCUGCCCUUUCCAAGUCAUUGCCAAGCUGAAGAACAACAGAGAGGUCUGCAUCAACCCCAAGACCAAAUGGCUGCAGCAGUAUCUAAAGAAUGCCAUUAGCAAAAUAAAGAAGAAGCGCUCAAAGUAAACACCUGAGGAUGUGCGAGGAGGACCACCAUGCAUCUCUGACCUCCAAAGAGUCGCCCGUCCUCUUCUCUCACUCUCUUUGAUCACUCCUCCUCUUUCUGGACUGCUUGCACAAACAGCACUUCACCUAAACCUGCCUCUCAAGCAUCCAGACAGCCUACAGCUCACCAAAACACAAGCCAACACCUUCCUCCUGACGCACUGCUACUGCGGCUGUGAUUACUGACUGAACGAGGCCAAUGAAUGUGACCAUGAACGUUUGAAUGUGAAGGCAAGAGAGAUAUCUACAGGUUUUCCGCAACUUAAAAGGCAGUAAAAAUGAGAGUUUGUGUCAUAGUUGUGAGGGAUGUCUAACCUUUACGAUAGUUUGGGAUUAAUAAGGGACAUAAGCAAGUAAAAAUGAAGCAGAAAUUUAAACUGCCCCGUUCUCGCUUUCACUUUUUGUUAUUUUGCUGCUUAUAACUUAGUAGAAGUGUUUAAAGCUCACCAGCACACAUGAAUGAUUCAGCAUGCUAACGCUAGCUCUGUUCCAAAACCUACUGAGCCACCUACUGAACAAAAAUUUCGCGUAGAAAAAACUUUUUUUUUUACUCAGAAAUUGCUAAUAAAUAUUAAAAUAAAUUACAAAGAAAUGGCAAUUGACCAUGAAAUUUUGAAGUAGAAAACCUGAAAUAGUUUUCUCUUGUAAAACGUGCUCCAAAAACCUUUGAAAAAUAAUUUUACGGUGCAAAAAAAAAAAAAAAAAAAAACACAGCCUCGACUUCAUUUGCACCAAAAAAUACAUAUGGCACAACCCGGCAUAAGUUCUAUUAGCUUAGCAAUAUAUUAACGUCAAACUUUGGUGGAGAAUUUCAAACAAUUUACUUACUAAGUUCCAUAACGGUGCAGACAGUAGACAGUAGUGCACUUUGUAGGCAGCAGAUAGCAAGGUUUUGUAACAGAGACACGUUUGACACAGGGCUGCUACUACAGGAAGCAGAAUCACAGUUUCCUGUCUUCCACUUCCUCUCUGCUACCGAUGUGUGGCAAAUGCCAGACACUGAAAUUCAAGAAAUAUGCAGUAUAAAGCAGAUAUGCUGUAUGUAUAAAGCAGGUGUCGUUAAUGCAAUCACGCCACGGCAGCUUAAAACGUCAGCUCAUGUGCAUCGAGCAACAUUCCAUGACUCAGGCCUUAAUGAACACCAUCUGCAUACAGAUCUUGUGUCAUACUGGUUGUAUUUUGGAUCCAACAGGACCAACCAACAUGUAAAUAUUCUCCAGCACUAAAUGGCUGUCAGUAAAUGGGUUGAACAGGGACCAAAAACUGAAAAAUGCAAGUGAUUUGUAGGCAAAAUUAAUAUUGCUUUAUGUAUUCCAUAUGUAUCCGUUUUUUGUUUUUAGCCACAGAAUUAAAGGAUGUGACUUUGAUUUUGGUUUUUAUGACAUUAACACAUUUAUCUAACACAUUUUUUUUUCUGUUCUGAUAAUGUUUUGACUCAAAUGCCCAAUUGCUGUAAUGUUUUUGAGCCACUUUAAAAAUAUAAGGAGUUUGUAAUGUAAUGAUUUAUUUUUGUAUUUUGUAUUGAUAAGUAUGAAUAAAAACACAACAGUACAAUAUGAA